Molecule: messenger RNA, 1375 nt
Organism: Coregonus clupeaformis (lake whitefish)
Lineage: Eukaryota; Metazoa; Chordata; Actinopteri; Salmoniformes; Salmonidae
Product: myogenic factor 5-like
Exons: 3
Coding region: 170-1063 (297 amino acids)
Biological process (GO): positive regulation of myoblast differentiation; regulation of transcription by RNA polymerase II; muscle organ development
Molecular function (GO): DNA-binding transcription factor activity, RNA polymerase II-specific; RNA polymerase II cis-regulatory region sequence-specific DNA binding; protein dimerization activity
Source: RefSeq, a predicted model, not a curated record
ACAGAAUAGGUCAGUUUCUUAACAGAAAAGGGCAAUGUAGUGGUGUAAUGAGUGGGAAAACACCAGGGAGUGCAGAUGUGAGGAACUCUGCAGGGUACUGGGGGUGAGGGAGCGGGAGUGGGUGGGGCGGAGAGCUGAGCUAACCCCAGCCUGCCUGGGCCAAUGGGGCAUGGUAAUUAGAUCUGGCCAAUGUGGGCCUUGGGCUCUGGACUGGGGGCAUAUAAGCGGGGCCCCAUGGCAGCAGCCCCCUCAUAUCACUCAGAGGUCUCCUCUCUCACCCCACUGCUCUCCCAAAGCAGAGAGUUAUUUUCUUCCUUUCUUCAACCACAACAACAGCCCAUCCAUGGAUGUCUUCUCCCCAUCGCAGGUCUUCUAUGACAGCACCUGUGCUUCCUCGCCAGAGGACCUGGACUUCGGCCCCGGGGAACUGGACGGCUCAGAGGAGGAUGAGCACGUCCGGGUUCCUGGGGCUCCUCACCAGGCGGGUCACUGCCUUCAGUGGGCCUGCAAGGCCUGCAAGCGUAAGUCCAGCACGGUGGACCGGCGGCGGGCUGCCACCAUGAGGGAACGACGCCGGCUGAAAAAGGUGAACCACGGCUUCGAGGCUCUGAGGCGCUGCACCUCAGCCAACCCCAGCCAGAGGCUGCCUAAGGUGGAGAUCCUGCGCAACGCCAUCCAGUACAUCGAGAGCCUCCAGGAGCUGCUCCAUGAGCAUGUGGAGAACUACUAUGGCCUUCCUGGGGAGAGCAGCUCAGAGCCUGGGAGCCCCUCGUCCAGCUGCUCCGACAGCAUGGUUGACUGCAACAGUCCUGUUGUGUGGCCUCAGAUAAACACAAGCUAUGGCAACAACUACAGUUACACUAAGAAUGUGAGCUCUGGAGAGAGCGGUGCUGGUGCCUCCAGCCUGGCCUGCCUGUCUAGCAUAGUAGAUCGCCUCUCCUCGGUGGAUGCCAGUGCCCCUGCAGGGCUCAGAGAUAUGCUUACCUUCUCGCCCUCUAGCACCGACUCCCAGCCUUGCACUCCAGAAAGCCCCGGGACCAGACCUGUGUACCACGUGUUGUGAAGAAAACCUGCAUUAGAAUAUAAAUAAUCGGAUGGCCCUGAUCUUCAACCACAUACCACUUUUACUUCCUAUUUCGGUGAUGGCUAAGAUCGAUCAACACCUGCCAACUUUUGUAUUGUAAAUAAGAUUGUAAAUAUGUACUGUAAAUGUUCAUUUAUUUUAAACAAUAUUAUACCAAAUGUAACAUAUUUAAUUGAUCCAUUUCAUGUGUCCGUCCUAAUAUAGGCCUAUGCAUCAUUCAAACAAGUUGUAUUUAAGCUAUUGUAUUUGUUAGCUUCAUGUUUCUCAUGAUUAAUAAACGUUUCAAUAAUU